AUGAGCGGUUUCUCAUCUUCCUCGUCGUCAAGCGGCACUCUUGACCGCCGAUCCAGCGUUGGAACCAUGAACAGCCAGUCACGUCCCUGGUCGCAUAGUCUUGAGGCUAGUGAUGUGUACACAGGUGCCGGGUUCUUCGAUUGCGCCGCACAAGGAACGAACUCUGACUCGUUCGAUAAACCGUUCAAUGCAGCCGAACUUCCACUCAUCCCCGUCGGCUUGCACUCGAAGCUGAGAUAUCGCCAAAUGACCACCCCGGCCCACGAGAACUGCCCGCGGCCGAACUCAGCAGGCCCGAUGCAGCUGGAACUGAAUGCACCUUCGGUGUCGCUGCCGACCCAGCGCAUUGCUCAUGUUGACCUGUCACAACAGAACCGGAGACGCAGAAUAUCUCGCUCCGCUCAGCAGCAUCACCAAGGCAAAAUGCGAAGAGCACGUUCGGAGUCACUUGCUGCACUCACAGCUGCGCAACCGAGGUCGUGCGGCCAGCAGCGUACAUCGUCCUCGCGCUUCAGCCCUUCACCAUUCGAAGUCGCUCUCCCAGACCAGACGCACCGCUCAUCCCUCCAUCGGCAUGCGCAAUCGGGCUUGUGUGUCGGCCCUCCGCCGCAGUACGUUCCGCCACCUACGGUCGCUCAUCAUCCCAACAUGGGUAUGGCCCUACACCGAAGCAGCCCUGGAGUCGGACGGCGCGCGAUACCGACGCGCGAAAGCCUGUCGCAGUGGAAUUCGGACCGCGAAGAAGCGAAGAUGGGUCUCGGCGACAUGCAUCGCGCAGACAUGAAGGAGAGAGUGCGACGCGCAAACGAGUUGGAGCUGGAGAAAGAGCAGGAGCUGGUACACUUAGAGAAGAAAGCGAGUGGUGUAGCGCAAGAGCAAGCACGAGGCUGCUUCGGCGCAGUGCUACGCCUGUUCAAAAUCGGUUCAGAACGAUAA
This is a messenger RNA of Alternaria viburni, 936 nucleotides long. RefSeq lists its product as uncharacterized. The coding region runs from base 1 to 936 and encodes 311 amino acids. The transcript has a single exon. The record is from RefSeq and is a predicted model, not a curated record. Lineage: Eukaryota; Fungi; Ascomycota; Dothideomycetes; Pleosporales; Pleosporaceae.